Molecule: messenger RNA, 1495 nt
Organism: Drosophila montana
Lineage: Eukaryota; Metazoa; Arthropoda; Insecta; Diptera; Drosophilidae
Gene: Gr32a
Product: Gustatory receptor 32a
Exons: 4
Coding region: 191-1450 (419 amino acids)
Biological process (GO): male courtship behavior; chemosensory behavior; sensory perception of taste
Cellular component (GO): dendrite; membrane; axon
Source: RefSeq, a predicted model, not a curated record
CUCAAAAUUGAUUUACCUUUCAUUUGGCAAGAAGCAAUACCUUUUCCAGGCGGUUCGUCCAAACAACUCUAUCGAUUUGUAAGGUAUUUAGAAAGUUGUCGGGUUGGAGAAUUAAUUUGAAUAAUCGCCGACAAUUCGUAUUAAUGGAAUCAUUAGCUGGUAAUGCGAGUUCCAAAAUGUUGCGCACUUUAUGAAUGGAUAUAUUCAGAGAUACACCUGGAAGCUCUACUCAAUUCAAGUCGGAGCUCUGGUUGAACGCUCUCCCAUGGCUAUGAAAAUCCUGCGUGAUUUGGAGGGCGUGGCCAGGCCCACACAGCUGUGUGCUCUGCUGCCCUUUUUCAGCGGCAAUCAGUCGGAGAGCUUUGGCAUCAGUUCCCGGGGCAAGCUAUAUGGACGCAUUUUGGCUCUGCUGCUGCUCGUGUCGUCGGUGUUAUUCUGCGAGGAUGUGCUGUUCGCCUCGCAGGAUUACAAGCUGAUGGCGCAUUCGCAGGGCGACACCGAGGACAUAAAUCGCACCAUUGAGACGCUCUUCUGCAUCGCCAGCUAUACGAUAAUUGUCAUCUCGAGUGUCCUGAAUGGAGCCAAGCAUUUUCGCACAAUACGUGAUCUCUCCCAGCUGGAUGGGUAUCUGGAGGCGCACGGCUAUGCGGCGAGCUAUAGCUGCCGAUUUCUGGGCACACUGCUGGUGCUGGCCUCGGCGAGCGUUGUCCUGGUCGCCUUCUACUAUAUACACUUCCUGAGCGAGAUCGACGCGCGGCGUCAGUGCAUCCUCAUCCUGAUCUACAGCCUGCAGAUGCUCUACUCCUGCAUGUUUGCGCUCUACCUGCGCACCAUACUCAUGGGUCUGGCGCUGCGGAUCGAGUUCCUCAAUGGACGGCUUGAUCUGUUCACGCAGAAGGAUAGACAGCUCUACGACAAGGACGACUGGUGUGAGCUGAGCAACCUGAUCGAGAUACUCUGCAAGUUUCGCUACAUUACGGAGAACAUGAAUUCGGUAACUGGUGUCGCGCUGCUCUUCUUCUUUGGCUUCUCCUUCUACACGGUCACCAACCAGAGCUACUUGGCCUUCUCCACGCUGACCACGCCCGACCAACUGCGCAAGGAGGGGCACGACACGAUGGGCCUCUCCUGCGCCUGGGUGCUGGCCGAGACCGCAAUCAUGGGCGUCAUUUGCAGCUCCUUCGAUUGCCUGGCCUCUGAGGCCAAUACCACAUCACAGAUACUGGCGCGAGUCUAUGGCAAGAGCAAGGAGUUUCAAAAUAUUAUUGACAAAUUUCUGACCAAGAGCAUUAAGCAGGAGGUACAAUUCACGGCAUAUGGUUUCUUUGCAAUAGACAACUCGACGCUUUUUAAGAUCUUUUCAGCUGUCACCACGUAUUUGGUCAUUUUGAUACAAUUUAAACAGCUCGAGGAUUCGAAACUGGAGGAACAAUUACAGGAAACGCACUAAAUAUAAAUUUAUAUAUAUACUGUUUAAAUUUAUUAGCUAUAUUUA